GGCACCGGGCGGAAUGAGCGAGUGGAACCUCCAUGAGCCCCCUCUGGCUGGAGCUUGGGGGGACCCAGUGGGGGGACAACGAGGGGACCCUGGGGACAGCGGAGCCCCGGUGUCACCCCUCGGUCCCCUCUCUCCGCAGCGCAGCCCCCAUGACCCCCCCUCCGCGGCGGAGGCCCCCGGCGGGCAGCAGGAAGCCAAGGCCGGUGACCCCAAGAAGGAGGAGGAGGAGGAGGAGGAGGAGAUCGACAUCGACCUGAGCGCGCCCGAGACGGAGCGCGCGGCGCUCGCCAUCCAGGGAAAAUUCCGCAAAUUCCAGAAGCGGAAGAAGGAGUCGGGGCCCUGAGGGGGAGUCCCGGGACCCCCAACCCUCGUGGGGACCCCCGUGGGCAGGUCCCGCCCUGACUCCGCCACGCGACGGGGUCGUAGGGGAUGGGGGGGGAGGGGUCUCGGCCCUUCCGCACCCGGAGCCGGGACCCCGAGUGACACGGGGAGGGGGGGGGCUGAGAGGGGACACAGCCGGGUGUCCCCCGGAGGGGAGGUGGCCCUCGUGCGAGGGGGCGGCGUGGAGCCCCCCGAUUUCCCUGGGAAUCCCCGAUUUCCCUGGGAAUGCCCCGUUUCCCUGGGAAUGCCCAGGAAAUUGGGGCUCCCCACCCUCCUGGCACUGUCACCGCCCCCUCCCCACCCUCCUGGCACUGUCACCCUCCCCUGUUCCCCCACCCCCCUCCCCCCGGGGGGGUUUUUAGCCUGUGCAAAGAAUAAAGUGUGAAGAAGAGGA
Messenger RNA from Corvus hawaiiensis (hawaiian crow), 775 nucleotides. RefSeq names its product Purkinje cell protein 4 like 1 (gene PCP4L1). The coding region runs from base 14 to 343 and encodes 109 amino acids. Lineage: Eukaryota; Metazoa; Chordata; Aves; Passeriformes; Corvidae. The record is from RefSeq and is a predicted model, not a curated record. The transcript is spliced from 3 exons.